Messenger RNA from Ectocarpus sp. CCAP 1310/34, 1425 nucleotides. The record is from the annotation of a GenBank genome assembly. NCBI's taxonomy places the organism in Eukaryota, Phaeophyceae, Ectocarpales, Ectocarpaceae.
GUGGACACGAACAUCCUGAACGUGGACAUGGCCGCCCUCGGCAACGCCGCGCCCUACGCCACGGGAGACGCGACCAUCUGCAGCUACUGCCGGGCCUGCCUCAGCGCCGUGUCGGUCCUCGCCCCCGUCAGCGACGACUCGGGGGCCGUCGUCGAAGACGUGUACGACUGGACGUGCGAGUUCUGCCACAAUACAAACCGAGUCGAGCUCGGACGGGGAGAACUGCCCGUGGUCGGGCAGGAUAGCGUGGACUACGUCCUGGAGGCCCCGCCCGCUACCGCUGCGGCUGCCACGCAGGGGAAGGGGGCUGGCGCUGACCAGGACGAGUCUGCCGUUCUCUUCGUGAUCGACACGAGCGGCUCGAUGUGCGUGACCACGGCCGUGGAAGGCCAUCUCGCCCUGCGCGGAGACCGCACCAAGGACAUGAGCCGUCUCCUUACCGCAGAGGAUGCCCGCAACCAGCACAUGCCGGGGCAGAGGAGAGGAAUGACGUACGUCUCCAGGCUCCAGUCCAUGCAGGCCGCCAUCGAGGAUCAGCUCGAGACCAUGGCCAAGGAAACGCCGACUCGCCACGCCGGGCUCGUGACCUUCAACGGCGAGGUCUCCCUGAUCGGCGACGGGUCCGGCGACUCCCGCGUCGUGGCCGGGGACCGCCUGUCGGACGGGGAGGCCCUGAAGGAGGUGGGGCGGGCGUACCCGCUCUCGAGGCCCAUCUCGGAGGCCAAGUCUCGCCUGACCGACCGCCUCUUCGCGCUCGAGGAGGGCGGGCCGACCGCCCUGGGCCCCGCCGUCGUGGCCGGGCUGUCCAUGCUCAAGGAACGGGGAGGUCGUGGAUCCCGCCUCGUGCUCUGCACGGACGGGCUGGCCAACGUGGGACUCGGAGCCCUCGACGACCUCCAGAAUGACGAACAGAGGCAGCUUGCCGAGUCCUUCUACGAGGAGCUUGGCCGCGAGUCGUCCGGGAACGGGGUGACGAUCGACGUGGUCUCCGUGGACAGCGACGCCUGCGACCUGGAGAACCUCGGCGCCAUGGCCGACAUCUCCGGGGGCACCGUGACCAGAGUCAAGGCCUCCGACCUCGCGUCCAACUUCGCGGGCAUCCUGGCCAACCCCAUCCUCGCUACUCAGGAUCCCGUCAUUGCGCACUCAACACCUGCUUCAUUCACCCCGACGCUGCGUGCGCUUCCAACGGUUCGUUCCGCUGUGUUUCUGCCCACCACGUUUUGUGAAAACUAUGGAAUCGACAAGGUCUCCGUCCGCGUGACGCUGCACAAGGGACUCAAGUUCCGGAACGCCGACGUCGGGGCCGAAGUGAACACGCUUGACAGGGACAUCGGCAACGUGAGAAUAACCGAAGGCUUCUUACGGGAAAACCCUCCAGCACGAGAUUCCUGGUUUGCAGCCAUAGUUCGGCAGGCGGAGUAG